UUUUCCCUAAUUAGGUAUUUACAUAUUUUUUCCGAAUUUCAAUCCAACAAUGCAACCCUGUAAACUUUCUAUAUAAAUGAGAAGUUAUAGCCGCUUAACAUAUUUUCAUGUACAAUCAAUAAACUAAUGUCAGACACAGCCAUGACUACCCCUAAUUCUAAAGUUAGUCUGAAGUUCAUUAUCGAUCCAAAGGCUAACAAAGUCCUAUUCGCAGAGGCCGAGAAAGAUUUUGUUGAUUUUCUGUGCAGCCUUCUCUGUAUGCCUUUAGGUGCCGCGAUUAAUCUUUUCAAAGGCGCGCCAACGUUUGGCUCCAUCGAAACUCUAUACAAUAGUAUUCGAAACCUGAACGAGGUUCACAUGCACCCGAAUCACAAAAACAAAGACCUGCUCUUGAAACCCGGUCUGCCUUACACGCCUUAGAUUUGCAUCUAUUCCCGUCUGAUGCAGCUCCACAACGAGUAUACCGUUGUUCAAGCAUUGGAUGCAAAAAUAAAGAUAUCACAUACUGCAAAGGUACAAGUUGCGGGUGUGGCCAAGCAACAAUGAGUUCGCCAGCGACUGUCGCAGGUAGAAAAGGCGUAAAUUAUUAUGUGAAGCACUGUUAUGUGAAGGAUGAUAUUAAAUACAUGGUGAUGGAUGAUUUAAGUGUCUUACCCAUAGCCUCAAUUGAAUCCUGUUUUGAUGUAUUAAGCAAUAUGAAUGUCAAGGACGUUGCUACUCUUCGAAAAAUAGUUGUUGAGGUUGGGCCUAAUGAGGUUGUAGAGUUGCUGAGGGGUUCUCUUCAUUCAAAGGAAGUUCUCACAAAUGUGCUCUUACCGAAGCCAAGCACUAAGGAUGAGAAGCUUGAUCAAUAGUAGUGAUCGACAAUGGAUUUUUCAUGUUUCAUUCAGUUGGGCAGUUUUAGAGCUAUCUUUAUUAUUGAAAAAAUUGUUUAAAAUUCUAAAUUUAAUAGUUUCGUUUCAAUUUUAUACGUUUUUUUCAUUUAAGUUA
Messenger RNA from Mercurialis annua (annual mercury), 990 nucleotides. RefSeq lists its product as uncharacterized. Bases 543 to 854 code for a protein of 103 amino acids. Lineage: Eukaryota; Viridiplantae; Streptophyta; Magnoliopsida; Malpighiales; Euphorbiaceae. The transcript has 2 exons. The record is from RefSeq and is a predicted model, not a curated record.